CCCGGAGUUGGUGGGGGAGGACGGAGCGGUGCAAAGGGAAGCGCUGCGGAGCCGAGCCAUGGAGAGCAGCAGCCUCCAGUGUGCAAGGAACGGGCUGGAGGGUGUGAGGUUGGUGUGAGGAUCGGAGCUUUCCCUGGAUCUCUGGUGCGGGGAUUGCAUCCCGGGACCGUCUCCGCAGCUUACAGAGAUGAGAGCGGGUCCGGGGCUCGAGUGGGGGGCGGUCAGCCCUGAAGUUUGCCUUCCAGCCGCCCCGACCUUUAAUGAACAAAGUUAUCCGAGGGCGGCUGUCGGGCCAGAGGUGCUGGGCUGUGCUGAGAGUGGGCUGCGCGCCAGCCGGUCUACGACGGAGCUGCGCAAGGAGAAGUCGCGGGACGCGGCGCGAUGCCGGAGGAGCAAGGAGACCGAGGUGUUUUACCAGCUCGCCCACACCCUGCCCUUCGCCCGGGGGGUCAGCGCCCACCUGGACAAGGCCUCCAUCAUGCGCCUCACCAUCAGCUACCUGCGGAUGCACAAGCUCAUCACCUCGGAGGAGUGGCGAGGGCAGCCGGAGCAGGUGGAUGCCUGUUACCUGAAGGCCCUGGACGGUUUCGUCAUGGUGCUGACGGAGGAGGGCGACAUGGCUUACUUGUCGGAGAACGUCAGCAAGCACCUGGGGCUGACCCAGCUGGAGCUGAUUGGACACAGCAUCUUCGAUUUCAUCCACCCCUGUGACCAGGAGGAGCUGCAGGAUGUGCUGAGCCCCCGGCAGGGCUUCUCUAAGAAGAAGGACGUGAAGACCGAGCGCAGCUUCUCCCUGCGCAUGAAGAGCACCCUGACCAGCAGGGGGCGCACCGUCAACCUCAAGUCGGCCACCUGGAAGGUGCUGCAUUGUGCCGGCCACAUGCGAUCCUACACCCCGGUGCGGGAGGGCCCGGAGGAGGGAGAGGAGGGGUUCGCGGAGCCCCCCCUGCGCUGCCUGGUACUGAUCUGCGAGGCCAUCCCCCACCCCGCCAACAUCGAAACCCCCCUGGACAGCAGCACCUUCCUCAGCCAGCACAGCAUGGACAUGAAAUUCACCUACUGUGACGAGAGGAUCGCGGAGGUGGCGGGGUACACACCCGACGAAUUACUGGGCUGCUCCAUCUAUGAGUACAUCCACGCCCUGGACUCCGACGCCGUCAGCAAGAGCAUCCACACCCUGCUGAGCAAAGGGCAGGUGGUGACGGGCCAGUACCGCUUCCUGGCCAAGAGCGGGGGCUACCUGUGGGCCCAGACGCAGGCCACCGUUAUCUCCAACAGCAAGAACUCCCAGCCCGAGAGUGUCGUCUGCGUCCACUUCGUCCUCAGCCAGGUGGAGGAGACAGGCGUGGUUCUGUCGCUGGAGCAGACUGAACGCCAGGGUGAGGGGCGGCGCCUGCCCCCGGAGCCUGACCCUGCCUGCCAGGCCAACGGGAGCCCCGAGGAACUAGAGCCAGACACUGGGGAGACCGUUCUCAACCUCAGCUUCGAGCGGCACGGCCCCCGGCUCCUGGCCUUCCUGCGCCCGGCCCACGUGAGCGAGGGGGAGCUGCAGCGUGACCCGCGCCGGUUCUGCAGCCCCGACUUGCACCGGCUGCUGGGGCCCAUCUUCGACCCGCCUGGAGCCCGCGCCAACAGAGAGGGGGCCCUGCGGGCACGGUCCUCCCCCCGCCCGCCAGAGGCCAUCCUGCCGCCCCAGGACUCUGCCAAGAGUGCCGCCCCGGCCAAGCUGCUCUUUGACAUGGAGAACGUGCAGAAGCUCUUCGCCUCCACCCAGGAGGCCGUGGAGACAGCACUGCAGCAGGAUUACGAAGGGUUCGACCUGGAGAUGCUGGCUCCGUACAUCUCAAUGGACGACGAUUUCCAGCUCAGCAGCACCGACCAGCCCCCCUGGCUGGCUGAAAAACGGGGUGAUCCUGCCGCAGCCAGGGGAACAGGCCCCCCACCACCACCUGCCUCGCCCCCAUUGCGUCCUCGCUCCAGCAGCUUCCAUGGGGUGUCUGCCCGCGAACCCGACCUGCCUGGCCUGCCCCGCUGGGGCAGUGAGACCAGCCUGAGCCAGCCUCGGUCCCUCCAGCCCCCAGAGGAGGAGCCCAUGGAGCUGGAAGGGGCUGGGUCACCACCGACAGCGCCCCUAGGGGGCAACCACAGGGAUCACCCAGCCUCACACCUGGGGGCUAGGAAGAGGGCCUUGGAGCUAAACCUGGAGGAGGAAGGGGCUGACUUUCUGGAGGCGGCACCCCUGAAACGUGCCCAUGGCUCCGAGCCCGACAGCUUCCUGCUGCCCUCCCUUAACCUGGGUUUCCUGCUGAGUGUGGAGGAGGGGCUGAACGCCGGGGGCCCCCGGGGCAGCAUGGUGCUAGGGCGGAAGCUGCUGGCCCUGGAGGAACCAGCGGCCCUGCUGGGCGACAUGCUGCCCUUCGUGGUGGAUGGUCCAGUGCUCUCCCAGCUGGCCCUGUACGACGGCGAGGAUGAGGCCUUGGAGCAGAGCGGCGGGCACUUCCAGCCGGGCGAGGAGCUCCUGGGGGAGCUGGACCAGGCCACCUGAUGGGUCGGGCUCCCACCCGACGCUCCCACUCCGCAGAUGGGACAAACGGAACCAAACCCGACCCCAGCCCGUUCCGGGGGGAGGCACCUGUCUCUCCCCGACAUCCCCCCCACCAGCAACACUCACCUGCUCGCCUUCCCCUCCGGGGCCCAGAGAAUGCUACCUACCUCAGCCCUGCCCCCCAAACCGGGCCUUCUGUUCCUUAGGCCUCUUCCCCCCCAAAAAAUAUUGGGGUGCAUGAGGGAGCGGAGUUGACCAGCCCUGCCCUGUGGUGUGGGGAGGGGCGAAUCUCCCUUUUAAUGCCGUCCGCCCCUUAAUGGUGCUGGGGGAAAUCUGCCCCCUAGGGGUGACACUGGGGAUUGCAAUAGAAGCCAACCAAAUGGGGCAGGGGACAGUCCCCCAAUUCCCCCCCCUUGCCCCGUGCUCUGGAGCCGUGUCUGGAUCAGAGAGCCAGACUGUUGUGCUGGAUGGAUCUUGGCCCCAAUUGGGGCGGAUCCUGAUAGCUGGGGGAUGUUGGCGGGGCUGGUGAUGGGGAACGGACAGUACCCCUUGUCCUUCCGGUGCAGGGUGGGGUCCCUUCCCCCAAUGUGGUCGGGGGGGGGUCGGGAUUGGCUCUCCCUAUGUUCCACUCACCCCACCCCACCGGACCCCCCCAUCUUUCCCUGUCCUUGCUGGGACCACCGUGGGGGGUUGGGGUUGCUCAUACUCCCCCACCCCCCUCCAACCCCCGGUCCUUAACCAGAAUCCUCCUGGUGCCUCUUGCCACAUUUACCUCAGCAAUGCCAUCUCCUCUUGCCCCCCGGGGAGGAGAGGGAGCACAAUGGGGGGGCCGAGGGAUGAUACCCCAUCAAUUGCCAACUGGCAGCUAUUUCCCCCUGGCAGAAUUUGGCCCUAGAACCCCAAAUCUCUCCAUUUUUUUCAUGGCCAAAAUGGUGGCUUUGGUAGCCACAGUGCAAAUGCUGCAGAGGCCAAUUAAGCAGGCACAUCCCCCCCCCCCCCCCCCCCGGUCUUUCAGCCACUCAGGAUUGUAUUUCCAAAUCAGUUGCCCUGUCUGAGCCGCGUGGCCCCGAAUGGUCCUUUUCUAGCUGGCAGCUCCAACAGUUUGUAGCCACGGCCCCCUCGCUCUGCCUAAGAGGGGACCCCAUUUUCCGGGGGGAACCUGGAAUGGGGCGAUCCAUCGUGCACCCCAUGGGUUUCUUUAGCUUUCCAGGAUAUCUGGCAAGGGGAGGGGGGUGUUAUUUCAUAGGGGGGCAGAGAAUUCCCUUUUAAAACGGGUUAUUUUUAAGCUUUGUUUCUGGUUGAUUUGGGAGCAAGGGAAUCUCCUGCCGCCCUCUAGCGUCAGAUUCCAGCCUUGGGUCCAAUUCUGCUCACGCUGAGGCUGGAAGGGGGAGCAGCGCCAGCCGAGCGCCCCCCACUCUGCGGAUACCACACGCCCCGGAGCAUUGCCAGCUCCCUGUCCCCCAGUACUGCAAGGUGCCAGCUCACGAUGGCUCAUUCUCCCAGCCGCUUGGCACUGGGCUCUGCAUGAGCGGGGUGGGUGAUGUUGAACUGGGCGCGACGGGGUGAGGGGCUGCAGGAUCGGGACAGAAUCGGGUCCGCAAGGUCGAGUACGUUGAGAGAUGAGGGAUGUAGGCAGGGGAAAUUAUCCUGUCCCGAUCCCGGUGAAAUCUCACAGCAGGGUUUCAAACCUGCUCUGGACCCCCUUCCCACCAUGUUUCUUUCCUUCCCCUGCCCGCUUUGAACAAUUGUUCAGUCACGAUGGGAUGUUUUCCUAAAAGCUCUGCUCUCGUUCAAACAGGGCUGAAUCGAUCAGACUAGAGCGGUGGUUUUCAACCCAUGGGCCGCACACCCCUGGGGGUCCACAGCCUGAUUCCCAGAGGGGCCUGCACCUCCAUUCGAAAUGUUGUAGGAGUCUGUUGUGUUUUUACUGGUAGCCUUCUACUAGUCCAAUCUCGAAUGUGGAUGCAAUUACACUUGGAUUAAGUUAGACCCAUGUAGCGUAUUCCCCUUCCUAUACAGGAAUAAGCUAUCCCGGGAUAAACCCCUUUAUCCCAGGACAACUGAGUCCCCCCCUUGGGGGCGUUGUACUGCAUUAAUUACCCCGGUGCAGUUAAGGCAGAGCAAUUAUUGUGUGACAUAAACCUCUGGUUUCCCACCUAAUCCGUUCCACUUCUCCAGCCCUUGGCUUGCCAUGGGAGGAAAAUUGAACUAGAUGGAUGUUUAAAAUCCCUUUUUUCACUGAUCCCCUUAGCGGGAAAGUUUCACCAUGAUUUUAAUUCUUUGAAUGAAAGUUAGGGAUGGGGGGUUUAUUGGCUUUUUUUUUUCUUUGCCAAACCAAGAUGUGGGGACUUGCUUCAGUGGAAAAUCUCUCGUUUGGUAUUAAAUCAGACUUACAGGAAUGGUGGCAGGGGUGGGACAGGGGAUGACGCUUCCGCCCUGGUUCCUUGUGCCAUCGCUUGCGCUAGUGCAGAGCCUACGCUCCCAGCUGGGCAUGGUGGUGUGUCAAGCUUGCUGGGCACCAGGGUCGAUGGUUGCACAAGGCGCGAUUCAAGCCCCGUUUUUUUCCCUUACUGGCGGUGGGUUUUCUUUUUCUUUUUCCCCAGAUGUUCCCUUUAAGCAAUGAUGGACACGACUCCUCUACCUCCCCCUUCCUACCGUAUUUCCCUGCGGGGCUUGCCCCCCCGGCGUUAUCUUUCCCGAUGCCAGUUGCCGGGAAGUAGAGUUGCCAAUUUUGAUGGGACGUGUUUCUGGAGGCUUGAUCACGUGACAUAAUCUUUAAUUAAAGAUUCAUCUGGAGACCCCAGGGGACAAUCCCAGAUGGUGGGCAACCCUAGCGGGAAGUGGGGUGAGGGAGGGGAAAGAGGGGGCUGAGCUGAGCCCCAGGUGGGGCGCUGGGUUUCAAGGCCGACUGUUAAUUGCGUUGCAAACACAACACACCCACCCACGCGCACAAUCUGUAGACGGGCACCGCCCAUGCAGGCAGCUGUUCAGAGCCGCACAUGGCCACACGCACAGACCGACGGCCUUCUCCCAGCCUGGAGAAGGCCACGCCCAGGGCUGGGGGGGGGGCAGGGCCUCCGCGCCCCUUUCUCCGGCCGCGGCCCUGCCCCGCCCUCCCGGCGCCACCUUUUUGGUUUUGUUUCGUUGAUUUCACUUUCCGAGACUGUGGUGCUCUUUUUUUUUUCUUCUUGUCAUUGUCAUUAUUGUAGGGUUAGCGUUUUCCUUGUUGUUGGGUUGUUACGCGCACACGCCCCCCCCCUCAAAGCCUGGCGCCCCCCCAGCCAGCCCCACUUUUGGGGGUAUCUGACGUCCCUUUCCCAUCCACCUCUCUUCCAGUGCGAUGUGGACCCUCAGAUUGCUCCCCCAUUAGCAACCAGCCUGGUACAUGGCAAUGGGGAUCCAAGUUAGCCCCCCCAAAUCCCUGGGGUGUUUACCCGACCCCAUGGCAGCUACUGGAGCAACCCUCUUUUAGGAGCACCCUGUUUUUAAUGGGGGGGGGUUAAAAACACUGUGACUUGGAUAUACUUGGAUUCCCACUUUCCCGCCUGUAAUAUGGGAGGGGGGGGAUCUGUGGGAGAUGGUGGAGCAGGGGGAUACUCCAGUAGAAAUUGGAGCCUCCCACAUUGUUUUGCAUUUGAGCUGAGCAAUUUGGGGGGGAGUGGCUCUUGGCCUUGUGUAUCUUGGCUCCUCGCAGCCCCACCCCAACCUUUGCCCCCCCUCCCGAGCCAGGAAGCCUAGGGUCUAACAUCCUGGAACUGGGGUAAAGUCUGGAGGGGCCUGAUUCUGAUUUUGCUGACACCCUGGGAAUCAGGAGACACCUCACUGAAGUCUAUGGGUGUUAAUCAGGAGUGACUCCAGUGAGGUGAAGCCACCUGGCCCUGCUGGAAGAUCAGGAUUGGGUCGCUCAGAAGAGGGAUUUUUGGUGAAGGAGGUGAGGGGGGCAGCCAGGUGGGAUGGGUUGGUUCCAGGCUUUGGGGCAUGUGUAUUUUUUCUAUCGUCUCCUCUGCCCGUGUGCGUCCGGUUUCUUCCGGCACCCUCUGGACAUAAACACGUCUGGUAACACA
This is a messenger RNA of Dermochelys coriacea (leatherback sea turtle), 6609 nucleotides long. It is a transcript of the gene HIF3A, whose product is annotated as hypoxia inducible factor 3 subunit alpha. The transcript is spliced from 16 exons. Gene Ontology annotation, molecular function: DNA-binding transcription factor activity, RNA polymerase II-specific; RNA polymerase II transcription regulatory region sequence-specific DNA binding; protein dimerization activity. Gene Ontology annotation, biological process: cellular response to hypoxia; regulation of transcription by RNA polymerase II. The coding region runs from base 188 to 2545 and encodes 785 amino acids. The record is from RefSeq and is a predicted model, not a curated record. NCBI's taxonomy places the organism in Eukaryota, Metazoa, Chordata, Testudines, Dermochelyidae.